GCAAUCCUUUGUUCUGUGAUUUAAACUGACUGAAGAGUCAACCGCCAUUUCUCUGACACGUGAAUUAUACUAUUGUAAAUAUAUUCGAUGUGAAAACUUUCAUGGGUAGACAGUAUGAGUAUGAUUUUAUCUAAUUUUAUCUCGAUUAAGUUUUUGAUAAGAAACAUACCAAAAAUAGACAGAAUGUCAAAUUUAAGGAAAACUAAGGCAAGACGUGAUAGUGAACAAAUAGUUGUUAAUGCUAAAAGAAUAAAUAUAUCAAAAGAUGAUGAUAUAGAUACAGACAUGAGUAUUGCAGUUACAAGUGACAAAGCACUUGUAGAUAUUUCUGAACAAUUAUUGUUAGUGGAAAAGAAUUUGGCUUUUGAGUUAGGGAAAAUUACAUUCCGUUUGCCUGUGGAAUAUGUUUAUAGCCCACUUGAAUAUGCAUUUAAUAUACAUUCUAUGUAUGUAAACAAGUAUUGUACCACUGCUAAAAAAAUGUUAUUUCUUGGAAUGAAUCCUGGUCCCUGGGGUAUGUCUCAAACCGGUGUUCCAUUCGGAGAAAUAAAUAUGGUUCGUGACUGGUUGAAAAUUAGUGGACCAGUUGGAAAACCUGCUAAAGAGCAACCAGACAGAAAAAUAACUGGAUUUCAAUGUACACGCAGUGAGAUUAGUGGAAAAAGAUUAUGGGGCCUUUUUCAAGAAUUAUGUGGGAAUCCAGAAAAGUUUUUUGAACAUGCAUAUUUACAUAAUUAUUGUCCUAUUGCAUUAAUGGACAAAAAAGGCCGUAACAUCACACCAGCAGAAAUAAAGGGACCAGAAAUACAAAAAGUGCAUUCUUUUUGUGACAAGGCUUUGGCAGAUGUAAUUAGACUCCUAAAUGUUGAAAUUCUUAUUGGCAUUGGUGGAUAUGCAGAGAAAAGAGCAUUACUUGUAGUCCAAUCUUCUAAGUUGCCUGUCAAGGUUCUGUGUCUACCUCAUCCAAGUCCACGUGCUGCAAAUAAUAAAAAUUGGAGUGAAAAGGCAACCAAAAAGUUGAGCGAAUUAGGGCUACUUGAAUACUUUACCAGUUAAAUACAGUUAUUAGAAUAUGAACAUUUCAACAAAGACACCUUUAAUGGUGAAGUUGUGAUUUAUGUAUGAAAGAUUUGUUUGAGUUUGAGUUUUGAGCUGUGACAGUUUUAUAAUUUUCCCAAUCUUUAAAUUUUGAUACAAUUAAAUAUAAUUUGAACAUUCAAAAAU
This is a messenger RNA of Hylaeus volcanicus, 1224 nucleotides long. RefSeq names its product single-strand selective monofunctional uracil DNA glycosylase (gene Smug). Gene Ontology annotation, biological process: base-excision repair. Gene Ontology annotation, molecular function: oxidized pyrimidine nucleobase lesion DNA N-glycosylase activity; single-strand selective uracil DNA N-glycosylase activity. The record is from RefSeq and is a predicted model, not a curated record. The transcript has 4 exons. The coding region runs from base 115 to 1056 and encodes 313 amino acids. Lineage: Eukaryota; Metazoa; Arthropoda; Insecta; Hymenoptera; Colletidae.